AUGGCAUCUGAAGAAGGGAGUAUAAAGCAGAGAAAGAUAUAUCAAUUUGAGCCUGAGUUAAAGUGGGACACUGACAAAACGGGGGUUACUGUGAUCGGCGACGCCGCUCAUGUCAUGUCUCCAUUUGCUGGAGAGGGUGUCAACCAAGCAUUAGCAGACGCUUUACUCCUCGGUCAAACUCUCGUACCACUCUUCACCACUUCUGCCUCAAACACUUCGCAUGGGCAGGUCGCCCCUACAUCCCAAGAGCUGGGCUCAGCAUUGAGAACUUUCGAACAGCGAAUGAUGUAUAGAGCGAAAGUGGAGAUGCAAGGAUCGAAAGAUAAUAUGGAUAUGUUCUUUGGCGAGGAACCUGCCAGACAUCUUGCGGAGAUGUUGAGUUCGUUUGGACAUGAGGGACCAGCUUCUGGGGUGAUGGGAAACUGA
Molecule: messenger RNA, 426 nt
Organism: Kwoniella mangroviensis CBS 8507
Lineage: Eukaryota; Fungi; Basidiomycota; Tremellomycetes; Tremellales; Cryptococcaceae
Exons: 3
Coding region: 1-426 (141 amino acids)
Molecular function (GO): FAD binding
Source: RefSeq, a predicted model, not a curated record